UGGUGUCGUUGCUUUGCUGCUCGUGCUCGGCUUUGGCGCGUGCUGCUUCACUCUCACUCUCUCUCUCUCUCUCUCUCUCUCUCUCUUUACCUGGAUUCUGCCUUCGUCACGCGCCGCUUUGCCCACUACCGCUUCCUCGCCGCUCGCCCUCUGCUCUGCUGUCCAUGGCGACGUUUCUUCUCCCCUUCUUCCCCACCCUCUGACUCUGAUAGUUCCUCGGCCCAGUUGCUGAGGCGAUCUCGGCGCCGUCUCCGGGGCAAAGCUCGUGUCUUGCGCGGUCACGCCCGCUGGUCAAGCGCCGGUGAGAGGUUGCUCCUUUACCGCGUUCCGGCGGCGAAAGGCGUGGCCUUUUUCCGCCUCUUGGAAUCGCGUUGGUUCGGGCCGUGACGAGCCGUGCUUGGUUCGUCGGCGGUGGCAUUGCCGGAUUAGGGAGUCUCCGAGACGGGACGUGGUUGGUGGGCGCGGCGGGGCGUCCUGAGCGCGUUGCACGCGAGGUGUUCAUCGAAAGGCGCGGGAGAUAUGAUGAGGGACCUAUCCUGCUUCGGGGAGACCAGCGUCCAGAUCGCGGACGCAGCGUCGUCCUCGUCCUCCUCGUCUAGCGCCGUCGCCGGCGGCGGCGGUGGCCGAGGCCAGGGCGGCGCGGCGGCGCAGAGCCUCGUGACCUGCCUGUACCAGGCGCGGCUCUCCGGUCGGCCAUGCGUGGUCUCGGUGACGUGGAGCAGGGGCGGCCUCGUGGGGCAGGCGGGCCUCGGCGUCGCCGUCGACGACGGCGCGUCCGGGGAGCGCCUGUGCAGGACGAACGUCAAGCCCUGUCUCUUCUCCAAACGCAAGGGGUCCAAGAGUCUCGACGUCGCCGGCAGCGGCGAUGGCAAGGUCUACGUCUACUGGGACCUGUCCGGCGCCAAGUUUGGCCCCGGACCCGAGCCGCUGGAAGGGUUCUACGUCGCGGUGGUGUGCGACCUCGAGAUGUUGCUCUUGCUCGGCGACAUGGGGAAGGAGGCGUACCGGAAGACAGGUGCCGGCAGGCCUGGGAACGACACACUGCUCGUGGCCAGGAGGGAGCACAUUGUUGGCAAGAAGGUUUACUCUGCCAAGGCUCAGUUCUGUGACAAUGGCAGGUGCCAUGACAUUGCGAUAGAGUGUGACACCACGGGGCAAAAGGACCCUUGUCUCGAGAUCCGCAUCGAUACGAGGCCGGUCAUGCGGGUGAAGCGGUUGGCAUGGAAAUUUAGAGGCAACCAGACUAUUUUGGUGGAUGGGCUGCCUGUCGAAGUGUUUUGGGAUGUCCAUGGCUGGCUUUUCAGCUCGACAACGAGCAGCGCAGUGUUCAUGUUCCAGACAUGUCAAGCGCUUGAGAAGUCCAUGUCGUGGAUGUACUCGCAGAUUUUUAGGGAGCCUCAGUUGCAAGGCCAUGGUUUCUCCUUGCUACUACAUGCAUGGAAGGUUGAGUAGGAGUGUGCAGGUUUGAAUUGACUGCCACACCUCUAUCCUUCCAAGUGUUAGUAAGAUGAUUUAGUGAGUGAGUUGUCCUGUGGAAUUUGAUGGAGGCUUUAAAUGUGUUUCGUUUUCCAGUUUUGUUGCUUUGCUGUCUCCUAUAAAUGGAUAUUUUCUGAA
Messenger RNA from Phragmites australis (common reed), 1614 nucleotides. RefSeq lists its product as uncharacterized. The record is from RefSeq and is a predicted model, not a curated record. Lineage: Eukaryota; Viridiplantae; Streptophyta; Magnoliopsida; Poales; Poaceae. The transcript has a single exon. Bases 520 to 1452 code for a protein of 310 amino acids.